AUGGUCACCAGCGAUGCCAAUAGACGGCCCGCAUCGCGCUGCAGAAUGUUAAUUGCUGCAGGUCAAACAGCAUCGUCUACGCGAGCCCCAGACGACGGGCUGGCCAUGGCGCACGAGCGGCGUGCUACGAGCCGCCGCAAGGUCCCGUUUGGGCAUGUCAACAGUGCGACGGCGCAGGGUGAAGGCUCACAAGCUCUGGCCCGGUUCCGCUGCGUGGUAGGGCUGCUGCUGUGGCCGCUGGGGGCGUGUCGGAAUCCAUCUCCCAUGCGACGCGGGAGAAAGAAGCAAAGGACACGAGGUACGAGGAGGGUUGAGGAAGUGAAGGGCGCCGCGCAGCCAAUGGGUGUGCUGUUGUCCGGCCGAGGCACCGUGGGCGAUGCGCUCCGGCUCGACCUGAGCAAGAACAAGCGAAGAAAAUCAGUCGUUGCAGGUGGUGGACGGCUAGAUAUGGGAGCCACAGGGACAAGCGGAUAG
Molecule: messenger RNA, 474 nt
Organism: Paraphaeosphaeria sporulosa
Lineage: Eukaryota; Fungi; Ascomycota; Dothideomycetes; Pleosporales; Didymosphaeriaceae
Exons: 1
Coding region: 1-474 (157 amino acids)
Source: RefSeq, a predicted model, not a curated record